AUAAGAAUAGUCCAAUGUAAUCUUGGGCGAUCCAGGACAGCUGACGCGCUUCUCAGUCAGCUUGCCCUCGAACACGGUGUUGACAAGCUCUUGGUCAGCGAGCAGUACUAGUACCGGAAUAGGGUCCCACCCUUUUGGUUCCCCGAUAGUCUUGGUACUGCUGCUUUCUGGGUGCGUAAUACAGCUCAAGUGCAAGUGCGGGGUCAUGGAAAGGGCCACGGAUUUGUUUGGGUUCGGUGCAAGGACGUCACCUACUACAGUGUCUACCUCACUCCCAACGAGGCUAUCCAUGACUUCCGCGAGAAGAUAGACCGCCUGGAAGAGAGCGUGCGCAAUACCACAGGACACGUUGUCAUGGGUAGGGAUUUUAAUGCUAGGGCUGUCGAGUGGGGAAUGACCCUCACAAAUUCCCGGGGGAAGUACAUCCUGGACUUUGCUGCCAGGGCCGGACUCGUUGUAAUCAACGAGGGCAACACGCCAACGUUCUGGCGACCCGGGAUGAGGGGAACGAUCCCAGACAUAACCCUCGCAUCUGAGUCUCUUCUGCCAAGGAUCACAGCCUGGAGAGUCUUGGAGGAUUAUACGGCCAUCGACCAUCAAUACAUUAUUUUCGAUGUCUUAGAUCGCCUCCCGAGACAAGUUGCUGCAUCUCGGGAAGUGCCGGUUCGGUGGAACACCAAAAAACUGGACGUGGCUAAAUUCACCGAGGCCAUCCUGCGGGGAGUGCCAGCGGUGCCUGCCGCACCUGGCAUGGCUCAUGCAGAGGAACUGCGUAAUUUGAUAAUAAGUGAUGGGAGAUGUUCUCUGUUAUUUUAUUAAUUAACGAAAUUGUAUUUGUGUAAUAUGAGGAAUGUAAUGAAACCGUACUGAAAUUAAGUUAAGUGUGUAAUAGCGAGGCGGAACGAGCUACGUAGCGCAUACCGGUACUCGUAGCUAAAUAAAAAAUAUAAAAAAAAAUAAUACAGAAAUAUAAUAAUAACACUAAAUAUUCCCUGUAAAAAGCGAUGACGUGGCGCGCGCCUACUCCGAUUUUCCCCACAAUUUGAUUUCGGUCUGAUAAGGCUCGCACUGGCUCCACAGUUGAGCCGACGAUACUACGGAACAACGUGCUGCAGGAGAU
Messenger RNA from Macrosteles quadrilineatus (aster leafhopper), 1120 nucleotides. RefSeq lists its product as uncharacterized. The record is from RefSeq and is a predicted model, not a curated record. The transcript is spliced from 2 exons. Gene Ontology annotation, molecular function: catalytic activity. Bases 355 to 819 code for a protein of 154 amino acids. Lineage: Eukaryota; Metazoa; Arthropoda; Insecta; Hemiptera; Cicadellidae.